CAGAUCAUUGUAGGACUGUCCUGACGUCACACCUGGUGGCACGCUCUUUGUUCUGGCUUCCCUGAUUACCGACAGAGAAAGUUUAGGAUCAAAUUAACACAUUGUAAUAUGUGGGGAAAUUACCCAUCUGUUAAUGUAACAUUGAUAUUGGUCUCCAAACUAUAAUAGUAUUGGUAGGCCUAAUGGUUGGAAUGCCAUGAUUUCCCAGGCAAUUGCUGGAUUCUGGUGGAAUACCAAUAUCUACUUUGGUGAAUGAUUUAUUUUUUUAAUGUGAGGCAGUGGUUGUGUGUGUGCAGCGUGUUACGAUCUGUCAACUGAUGGAGAGAUGCAGAGGAGGGGUGGAGACAGUGUGCCUUCCGUCCAUAAUGAUGCUCCAGAGCAUUUUUCCCUAUCGGAGGUUCUGACCUGGGUCUGCUGCCACCACAGGAGGGAAAGCUUUGAGCAUGGGUCUCCUCUUGUGCAGGCACUGCUGUGUAUGCUUAACGCUACUUACCGUAGCGGAUGUUUUAGGAGUUUAGAAUUGAUGAGUUGAUAAUAGAUCCCAUUUACAUAGCCUACAUGGAGUGUCUGACAGGAAACCUCAGGGUUGCACUACCUCAUUCUACUUCAUGUGAAAUUAUGUUUCCCUAUUGCCCAAUAGGAUUUCAAUUUCAUGACUUGUAUGUACUUUGAUUUCUCUGAAAUAAUCAGUUGGUUUUAUUCAUCAUUUGAUUCAUUAUUCUGUGGUAUUUGGGAUUUGACUCAAUGCACUGGACCAACAGACUUACCUUGUCCUCUUUCGCCGUUUAUUCCCAGCAGAACUCUGCAAACAGCAUGUGGAUGAUGUAACCGUUAAACCAAAUAACUAUUUUAAAUCCAAGAAUAAAUAUAUAUUUUUAAAGUGCCAUUACCCAAGUCUCCUAAAAAGUAAACCAGGACCAUCCUUUAGGACUCUGUAAAUGACUAAUAAAUAUGAAAUGGUCUGUUUGUUUUAGGGAAACAUGUCAUGAGGUGCUAGUACGAUUAGGGCAACAUGUCAGACACUUUUUCAUGUAUUAUUUUUUUCUCGAUGCUUUCAUUUAGUGGACUGGGUGGGUACAAAGAAGAGCAGGGAAAAGCCCUUUCUAAGAUCUUCACGUAACCCCCCCGGGUUACUACGCGUUGGCAAUAUCAAUGUAAUAAUGUGGCCCAGGGCUGUCUGGGACACCUGGGGUUAUCACAUUAGGCCGACAGCCCGGAGAGAGGAGCUGCUCCCUGCCUCAAGCCACUGAAGGCCCACUGUUCUCCCCCUCCACCCCAUCACCCCCCAGCUCCACCCUUAUCUAUGCCCUGUCCUACUAUAGGGGCUCACUACACAACAAGCUCAGUCCUCUCUGAAGGAAGCAGCCCAGUCAAAGGGGCUGAGAGCUGCACCAGAGAAAUCUAAUUAGACAGGAAUGCCAAUUUCGGUGCAGGCUUCCGAAGGUCAUCAUGUCAUUCGAGGUGAACCUGCGUCUUAUCCUGGUCAGUGGGAAGACACAAGACUUCAUCUUCUCCCCCAACGACUCGGCCAUGGACAUCGCCAAGCACGUCUUUGAUAACUGGCCCUUGGGAUGGGAGGAGGAGCAGGUGAGCAGCGCCAGCAUCCUACGCCUCAUCUUCCAGGGACGCUUCCUGCAUGGCAACGUCACCCUGGGAGCUUUAAAGCUGCCCCCUGGCCGAACAACUGUCAUGCACUUGGUUGCCAGAGAGACCCUGCCAGAGCCUAACUCCCAUGGUCAGCGUAACCGGGAGAAGACCGCGGAGAGCAACUGCUGUCUGCUCUUGUAAAGAUGACAACAAACAACAAUCCUCCCCUUAACCCUCCCCCACGUUCACCCCUGCUCGGCUUCUGUCUGCCCGUCAACCAUGGAUUUGGAGAGAUCACAGGGAGAUGGGUCACAGAGCUGUCAGCCUGCUGUCUGGCACAUGUUUGUGGCACUCUGACCCAAUCGGUGGCGUUGGAAUUAUUUGUAUUUUUUAUUUUAUUUUUUAUUUUUACCCAUUUAUUCAGAUCAAUUUUCUUUUUUCACCCUUUUGACAGAUUCUGCCUUUUUUCUUCUGUGUUGUAAAACCAUGUUAAGAAUUUGUACAUAUAAUCUCCGUGGUUACCCAGGAUGAGCUAGCUGGGUGGCCAUACAGGUUUUGAAGACCUUCCACAGAAAUACUGUCAAACUAUGACUUCGGAACAUUGACCCGUACUGUGGCGUUGGUCAUUUGCAUUGACUCCAAGUAUCUUUCUGCUAAUGAAAGGGAAGUUCCCAUGGCUCUUGUAGAACGGUGUUAAAACCUCUCAUUGCACUUAACUGGGUUGUUUAUUUGAAAGUGUUUCUUCUAGGUUUUUUUGUAUCGUCUUAAUCUUCCCAUCUUACAGAGGAAGAGAGAAUAAUGUCCUACUGUUAGACAAAGUGCCAUCCUCCUCACCCGAUGUAGACCGUGCACAGUACAGUAGUUGACUCCUACUAGCAGGGUGUGUGUAGUCUGCCAUAGCACCAGUGGAGUGGUGUGUAUCUCUGUGACAAGGGCCACACUUGUGUUUGUUGCUGGACUUGGACCAACAGAGGAAGAGUUCAAAGUUGUGCCACACACCUGUGUGUGUGUGUGGCAUUGUCACGUUUUUGAUCACCUCGACGGUGAAUGAUGAACUGGUCUAGCUAGAAGAAUCUAAACUAACUCCUACACGUUCUCCCCUUGGUUGUGAAGCCCUGCUUUAUCCCUUCUUUUUUAACUGAGUGAAAAGUAUUGAAGGAUUGCUUCUGCGUGACCAUUGUCAUUCUGUAUGGCUUCCACCUCUGAUCAACGUGACUAUUUAGACUACAUCCCGUCCCAUGGGACGGCCCCCUCGCCACUCCCCGUCCGACCUGAGUGAGGAAUAAGGGAAUCGACACCAGGAGCCAGUCAACAGAGAGGUGUUGGAGGGCUUCAUGGCCAGCUACAGAACAUUAGGGCUAGAGGCAUGAGGGAGCAAGUCCUUGGAGAGGGUUCCCCUCUGGAAAAUAGGAGGAAAUGAUGAUGAUGGUGGUAUUUGACCUCCUUUUUGUUUGGAUGCUGUCUGUUUUUGUUUGCCUUUUUGAUUGUGGAAUUAUUCAGUAAUAUCAUUAAUAUUGCAAUUGGAAAAUGUCAAUUUUUAUCUUCUAUUGAUAUUGUUUGUCCAGUUGCUGAUGUCUGACUCCUGUUAAUUGAAUGCUUUUUGUCCCAGGGGUUAGUGUGUGUGGGAAUUGCGUAUUAAUUUUACAUGACUGUUGUAUGUGUGAGUGGAUGGUUUGGGGAAAUGACUGAGUGUAUGGAGACAGUUUGUGUAUUUGAGUAAUGGGUGUGUGUUUGCGAAAACCUAAAAAUGGUGUGUUUUGUGUGUGAGCACUGGAGGUUAGUGAUGCAGGUGGUGGAGUAGGAGGAUAGAUUGGUCUUGGGUGGCUGUGGUUUCCAUGGAAACAGUGUGAAUCCUUCCUUUUAGUGAGUGUCCUUUGGUUAGUGUCCGUCAACCAAUGUCACUGCUAUGAAAUGUAGCUCAAUAUGAAUAAAUGUUUAAAAAAAAUAAUACUAAUGAAAUGUAGUCUGCUUAAAGCUUGUAUUAUAAAUUAAUAAAACAUCUUUAAAGAAA
Molecule: messenger RNA, 3598 nt
Organism: Salvelinus fontinalis (brook trout)
Lineage: Eukaryota; Metazoa; Chordata; Actinopteri; Salmoniformes; Salmonidae
Product: ubiquitin-like protein 3
Exons: 5
Coding region: 1450-1788 (112 amino acids)
Molecular function (GO): protein binding
Source: RefSeq, a predicted model, not a curated record